Cryptosporidium muris RN66 is the source of this 468-nucleotide messenger RNA. Its product is annotated as acetyltransferase, GNAT family protein. The transcript has a single exon. The record is from RefSeq and is a predicted model, not a curated record. Lineage: Eukaryota; Apicomplexa; Conoidasida; Eucoccidiorida; Cryptosporidiidae. Bases 1 to 468 code for a protein of 155 amino acids. Gene Ontology annotation, molecular function: acyltransferase activity, transferring groups other than amino-acyl groups.
AUGCAAGACUUAAUAUCCUCAUUUGAAGUACGCAAGGUAAAAUUUACAGAUUAUAAGGAAGUUUUUAAUUUAAUGAAAGGUGUAACACGUUGUACAUCAUAUCUUACAGAAGAAGAAGUCAAAGAAAAAUUAAAAGUAUCCUCAUUUCAUCCAUACUGUAUAUUAGAUACUGAAAAUGAUAAAAUAAUAGCUUAUGCUAGUUUAUACAUAUUACCUCAUCUAGGUCGACCUGAUGAUGCAAGAUUGGAACAUUUAAUAGUAAGUACUGAAUAUAGAAAUAGAGGAAUUGGAACUUUUUUAUGUAAGCAUAUUAUAGAUGAAGCAAAAAAUAAAUUUAAGUGCAGUCGUUUAGAUCUUACUGUUGAAUGUGAAAUUGCUAGAGCUAUAUAUACAAAUUUAGGAUUUGAAUUUGUGGAUACAAAGGUAAUGAGACAAUAUUUUAUACCACCAACAAAAGAAUUAAUAUAA